Molecule: messenger RNA, 2639 nt
Organism: Amaranthus tricolor (Joseph's coat)
Lineage: Eukaryota; Viridiplantae; Streptophyta; Magnoliopsida; Caryophyllales; Amaranthaceae
Product: protein HOMOLOG OF MAMMALIAN LYST-INTERACTING PROTEIN 5
Exons: 6
Coding region: 132-1403 (423 amino acids)
Biological process (GO): late endosome to vacuole transport via multivesicular body sorting pathway
Cellular component (GO): multivesicular body
Source: RefSeq, a predicted model, not a curated record
CUCCUUGUGAUUAUGUUUUUGGAUUUGAAACCCGAACAGCCAAACCAUAACGAAGCUUCCUAAGAUCGAGAAAUCCCAAAACUUUCAAAUUUCCAGUUUUACAUUUCUUCAAUUAUCAUCAAUCUUUAACAAUGGCUGCCGAAAAUGAACCAGCUAAGCAGUUACUUCCGUAUCUUCAACGCGCCGAUGAACUUCAGAAGCACGAACCUCUUGUUGCUUAUUACUGUCGAUUAUAUGCGAUGGAGCGAGGGCUGAAGAUUCCUCAAAGUGAACGUACUAAGACUACUAGCUCUCUUCUUGUUUCUCUUAUGAAACAACUUGAAAAGGAUAAGAAGUCACUGACAUUGUCACCUGAUGACCACUUGCACUUGGAAGGAUUUGCCUUAAAUGUGUUUGCAAAGGCUGACAAGCAAGAUAGAGCUGGGCGAGCUGACAUAAAUACUGCAAAAACUUUUUAUGCUGCAAGUAUCUUCUUUGAGAUCCUGAAUCAAUUUGGAGAGCUUGCACCUGAUCUUGAGCAAAAGCAGAAGUAUGCAGUUUGGAAAGCUGCUGAUAUAAGGAAGGCUCUAAAAGAAGGAAGAAGGCCUGUUCCAGGUCCUCCUGGUGACGAAGAGGAGUCGUCCUCUCUGUCAAGUGCUCCAAGUGGCGAUUAUGGUGUUGAACCAAGGCAAACUGGACAUGAUAUUAACCUGGGUCCCGAACUGGAUCGAACACAUUCUGCUCAAUCCCAGGAUGGUUUGAAGAGACAGCCUUCUACUGAUAUCUCACCGUCACCUCCAUCAUUUCCUAGUGCUGAUUAUCCUUCCCGCAAUGCUGACUAUCCUUCCCACAGUGCUGACUAUCCUACACAUCCACCUGAUUAUCCUUCGUAUGAUUACCAAGCUGGUCAUGGUUUUGGAAGACAAGAGAACCCCACUUACCCUCAGCAAUAUCAGAGUCAAAAUUAUCCUCAAGAACCGCAACAUCUAUCUCAUAUUCCACAGGAUUAUCACUCUCAGGAAAUUCCCCCGCCUAAUGCUUAUCCCAACUUUCAAUCAUACCCGAGUUUUUCGGAAAGCAGUCUCCCAGCGGCCCCAUCACAUCAACCAUCUUACUAUCAAGGUCCUGAUGCAUCAUAUUCACACCAGUCUAUUCCGUCAGUGACGAACUAUGCAUCAGCUCAGUACAGUUCAAGUGGCAGGAAUGGCAGUGUACAAGAUGUCCCAACAAGUGUCCAAACUCCCAACAGUGUUCAGACAUACCAUUAUGAUAGCAACUACCAGCCCCCACCUGAGAAGAUUGCCGAAGCACAUAAGGCAGCAAGAUUUGCUGUAGGGGCAUUGGCGUUUGAUGAGGUCCCUGUGGCAGUUGAACACCUCAAGAAAGCACUCGAGUAUCUGACAAAUCCUUCUGCAGGUCAGUAGGUUUGUCGUUUGACACUACAGUGAUAAUUUGGCUGUUAUGAUGUUUCUGUUGCUUCACCUUUUUCGUAAAUGGAUUGCCUUGUAAAUUUUACCCGAUGAUUUUACCCCAAAUUCAUGAUGUGAAUAAGAUAUGUUUGCUUUCAAAGUGUGCUCUUGUCUUACAUCCUUAUGGUUGGGGUUUGAGAUUGCCGGAACUGUCUGAUAUCUGGAGUUGCCCCACCUAUUGGGUUGCAUGAUUUCUGUCUCCUGUUUAAAGGGACAUAAACACUGAGACACACACAACAAAAUUGCAUCCCAACUUCUUUUACUUUACCUUUAAGACCAUUCUGAAUGUUAUUUCAGAAAGUGUGCUAAUUAUUUGCCAAAAGUACAUGAAAGGGUUACCCAUUACGAAGAAUUACAUGAUUGCUAGUGUUGAGUGACUGUUCAGUGUUCACUUUAUUUCCUACAAUGAUUUAAGCCACUUUGUUUUAUCCAUGCACGAACCGACUUUCCUGCAUCUGCAAAAGAAUUUGGCUACAAAAAACUAAAUGUAUUUGAUUCCCAGUAUUUAUCCACAAUCACGAGUACUUAUGCUGUGUUCUUUUGUGUUUCGAAAUGAUUUGUAUGAACAUGAUGCCUGCUGUUGGCUCAACUCUUCAAACUGGAUAACCUUGUCUGCUUUAUUCUAUCCAAUGAAAAUUUCGUGAUGAAAAGUGUGAUAUCACCUUAACCUAGAUGAAUCAUUACUAAAUCUUGUUUCGGAAGCUCCAAGUUUUUUUCGAUGCAGAUGCCGAAAUUUGACACCAUAGUAGAAUUCCUUGUGAUGAAUACUGAAAUUUUUUCUAGUUACUACUGUUAAUUUUUAAGUGUUAAUUGCUAAAUUUAGUUGUUUUGAUUUUGCAUAUGUUAACUAUAUCGGCCCUUAUCGAUGUUUACUCAAGAAAGAAAUAAGAGUAUUUGUUUUUCUUUACGUAAACUCCAAUUCUUUUUUAUUUUUUCCUUCUAGUAGAGAACCUAAUCAUUUUGUAAUUUCAAAAUCCUAAUUUUUGUUGCAUUAUGUUAAAUUUCUUAGUAAAUGUCAGCUAGUUAAGCUUACAAAUUAUGUAAACAGGGUAUUCAAGAGGUCCUAUGUGGCAAUAGAUACUGUACUCUUAUAGCCAUAGGAGUACUUGUUUGGUAAUUCAAAUCUAAAAUGUAUCGACAUUCAUCCAUUUCCAAAGAAUGUUUAGACAUGUUAUAACUCGGACAAGGCAC